Ailuropoda melanoleuca (giant panda) is the source of this 6972-nucleotide messenger RNA. It is a transcript of the gene LUZP1, whose product is annotated as leucine zipper protein 1. The coding region runs from base 341 to 3568 and encodes 1075 amino acids. The record is from RefSeq and is a predicted model, not a curated record. Lineage: Eukaryota; Metazoa; Chordata; Mammalia; Carnivora; Ursidae. Gene Ontology annotation, biological process: neural fold bending. The transcript has 5 exons.
GUCACUCAUGGCCCCGCCCCUCAUUGUCAGUCCCGGGGAGCCGGAGGAGGCGCCGGCCGCCGGGAGCCGAGCGCCGGACCCCUCAGCGGGCGGGAGCGCAGGCCGGAGUCGCCGAGGUCAAGAGGCAGCUGGCAUUGAAAGAUAGUGAGUGUCUGUUUCCAAGACAGCAAGCACCAGGGAGGCACCGGAAGCAUUAACGGGAAGCUUAAAUUACCUAAAUGACUGAUAAUGGUCUCCAGCUGCCAAAGAAGGUUGUGGAUGCCAAGAGAAAGGUAACCAUUUCUCAUCCCCUCGAGUGGAACUGGAUGCCUGUAGGAGCCCACACUGGCUGGCAGUAGACAUGGCUGAAUUUACAAGCUACAAGGAGACCGCCUCUAGCCGCCACCUGCGGUUUAAGUUACAGAGUCUAAGCCGCCGCCUCGAUGAGUUGGAGGAAGCCACAAAAAACCUCCAGAAAGCAGAGGAUGAGCUUCUGGAUCUCCAGGACAAGGUGAUUCAGGCAGAAGGCAGCAACUCCAGCAUGCUGGCAGAGAUUGAAGUGCUGCGCCAGCGAGUGCUGAGAAUCGAAGGCAAAGAUGAGGAAAUUAAGAGAGCAGAGGACCUGUGUCAGCUGAUGAAGGAGAAGCUUGAAGAGGAAGAAAACCUCACCCGGGAGCUGAAAUCUGAGAUUGAGCGGCUUCAGAAACGAAUGGCUGAACUGGAGAAGCUGGAGGAGGCCUUCGGCAGGAGUAAGAAUGACUGUACCCAACUCUGUCUGAGUCUGAAUGAGGAGAGAAACCUGACAAAGAAGAUCUCCUCUGAGCUGGAAAUGCUCAGGGUCAAAGUGAAAGAACUGGAAUCUUCCGAGGACCGCCUGGAUAAAACUGAGCAGAGUUUAGUGUCAGAGUUAGAAAAGCUGAAAUCAUUAACUCUGAGCUUUGUAAGUGAGAGAAAAUACUUGAAUGAAAAGGAGAAAGAAAAUGAGAAACUGAUAAAAGAGCUCACUCAGAAACUGGAGCAGAACAAAAAAAUGAACCGAGAUUAUACAAGGAAUGCUUCUAAUCUUCUGGAAAGGAAUGACCUACGGAUUGAGGACGGGAUCUCCUCCACACUGCCGUGCAAAGAAUCAAGAAGGAAGGGCACUCUGGACUAUCUAAAGCAGGUAGAGAACGAAACAAGAAACAAAUCAGAAAAUGAAAAGAACCGAAAUCAGGAAGACAACAAAGUUAAAGACCUUAACCAAGAGAUUGAGAAACUUAAGACACAAAUCAAACAUUUUGAAUUUUUGGAAGAAGAACUUAAGAAAAUGAGGGCCAAAAAUAAUGAUCUUCAGGAUAAUUACCUAAGUGAGCAAAAUAAGAACAAACUCUUAGCCAGCCAGCUGGAGGAGAUAAAGCUACAAAUCAAGAAACAGAAAGAGUUAGAGAAUGGGGAGGUGGAAGGGGACGAGGCUUUCCUGUCCAGCAAAGGCAGGCACGAGAGGACUAAGUUGAGAGGGCAUGGGAGUGAGGCACCCGUGUCCAAACACACGCCCCGGGAACAGUCCCCUCAGCAUAAGCGGGAGAGGCAUCGAAACAGGGAGUUUGCUCUCAACAAUGAAAACUAUUCCCUGGGCAACAGGCAGGUCUCCUCUCCCAGUUUCACCAACAGGAGGGGAGCCAAAGCUUCCAACGUAGGGGCAGCUGCAGACAGUGGGACUCAGGAGACAAGGAGAACUGAAGAUCGAUACGCACCGGGCUCUUCUCAAAACGAAGGGAAGAAAUCCAGGGAGCAGCCGCCAGUGCUUAGCCGUUACCCGCCCGCUGCUCAGGAGCACAGUAAAGCGUGGAAGGGUACUACUCCCAAGCCAGGUGCUGAGAGUGGGUUGAAGGGAAGAGUGGAGAAGACAACACGAACAUUCAGUGACAAUACCACCCAUGGAUCUGUUCCCAAUGACAUACUGGGUAGAGCUGACAAGGCUUUGGACUCCUCUACUGAGGCCCUCUUUGGCAAGAGGGGGCAGGUACCCGGCAAUGGAAGUCCGUUAAAUCAGGCUGCAGACUGUGGCAGUCCUAAGGGGAUUGGAUCCCUGGCCUCAUCUCGAAGAUCUUCCUCAGAAGGGCUCUGCAAGGGCAAAAAGGCGGCCAGUGGCCCAGAGGUUAAUACCAGUUCCCCCAAUUCCAAGCCUCCACUUUUAUCAAAGUAUUCUUAUAGCUCCAGAAGCCAAGAGAACAUCCUUCAUGGCUUUUCAACCCCAAAUAAAGAAGGCAUUGAUCAACCCGUAGCUGUUGUGAUGGAAGACAGUAGUCAGCACGAGGCCCUGAGGUGCCAAGUCAUCAAGUCCAGUGGCAGAGAGAAGCCAGACUCAGAUGACGAUGUGGACGUGACCUCUCUUGUCACUGCCAAGUUGGUAAACACAACCAUCACUCCGGAGCCAGAGCCCAAACACCAGCCCAACUCUAGGGAAAAAGCCAAAUCCCGAGGAGGGCUUAGAACCUCUCUCUUUGAGAAUGAUAAAGAUGUUGGGACAGAAAAUGAAUCUGUGAAAGCUGUCAGAGCCUCCACCAAUGCCGUGGAGUUCCCAGAUGCCAAUGGCACUGGGGUGAAGAGCCAACGGCCCUUCAGCCCCAGAGAGGCCUUGCGCUCUAGAGCCAUCAUCAAACCUGUCAUCAUUGAUAAGGAUGUGAAGAAAAUCAUGGGAGGAUCUGGAACCGAAUCCACCACGGAGAAGCAGAAAUCCACCUCCAAACCAGGGCCAAACAAGGUGACAAGCAGCAUAACUAUCUACCCCUCGGACAGCAGCAGCCCGAGAUCCACGCCAGGCGAGGCCCCGCGGGAGAGGCACACGUCCACCAGCAACAUCCAGGUUGGGCCAGCAGAGCUCACGUCGGUUAGCAACCACGUCAGCUCUCCCUUUGAGCUCUCCAUUCACAAACAUGACAUUGCCCUGCAGUUCACAGAAGCUGAAAGGACGGGAGACGGGCCCCUGAAGAACAGGCCAGAAACCGUGGUCUCUCGGAGCAGCAUUAUAAUCAAGCCGUCAGAUCCUGUGGAGAGAAACAGCCAUACACCCGCAGCGGAGACAAUCAGGUGGAAAAGCCAUAGUGCCCCUUCAGAAGUGGGCUCUUCGGAUGCCAGACACGUUACUGUGCGCAACGCCUGGAAGAGCAGGCGAGACUUGAACUCUUUAGAAGACCCCCUAGCUCGAAUAGGUAGAAACGUGGAAGCUCCCAAUGCCUACCCCCAGAGGGCCUCCACAGACUGCUCCGACCUCGGCCAGCCCAGGUCGUACCUUUGUGAGCAGGGCGCUCAAAGGGCAGGAAAUUCAGGGGACGCCCCCGAACUCGCCUCCAGAAGGACCCAGAGUAGCCUCACCGUGUCCGAGGUGCUCACUCGUCGGAAUCGGGUGGGAGACGCUGCCACCACUGCAGCCUGGAACCACUCGGCAGGCGCGGAGGAAGGGGACGACUGCGCACUUGGUGCCCACAGGCGACCACACAACUCCCUGGAGCGGUGUGAGCUGCCUGCGAAGCCGGGGCCGUCAGAGCCGGGGCGAGCCCGGGCCGAGGAGCGGUUACGGCCAGCCAGGCCCUGCGCCGAGGACAACUGAGCCGGCUGGGUGAGGUCGGAUGGGCCCCGCUGGCCCGCAAAUGGGGAAAGCUAUAGGAAGCCCUUGUAUCCUCACCACACAACAGCAGCCGAAAGCCCUUCUGUGCUCCUGUGGGUCCGAGGGCACCCCUUCAGCGUGGCUAGUUUCUCAGUCUCCUCACCGCAUCCAGUUCAUUCCUUGUUUGCUCCAGGGGCCUAAGUACCCGCGGAGACUCAGCAGCCAUCAGCUCCACCAGGGGGGUGUCCGCUCCUUUCCCCUUUGGCCUUCCUCAGACUUGUACAGCAGAAGAGGUCCGUGCUGCCUCUAAGGGACUAUGGGACCAAGCUUCAGGCGGAAGCUUCUUGGACAUGGCCCCCUGGCUAAUGAUGGUUUCCUGGGGGCAGAGCACACGGGUACCCACCUACUGGAAUGAUGUCAUCCCUCCCUUCCCCCGGCUCUCUGCUCACCUUCCAAAGGCACCUGGAAGCGCACAAGCCUCACGCAUCUCCUUUCCUGACACCAGUAAUGCUGCUGGCACUGCCCGCUCCUCUCCCUCGCCUGGAGACUUCAGGCCGACUCCGUCGUUUCCACCCUUCAGAAUCCUCCCAGACUAAACUGGGCCUGACCCAGCGUACUCUGCCUUCUAGAAGUGCCCGGCAAGGGGGAAAGUGGGCAGGAAGAAGCAUUUCCCCAGUCACUCCACAAAGCAAUAUUUCCACGGAAGGCACGGACUUUGUUCCUCUUCCUUCGCCCCCCACGGAGGAGGUGUCGCACUUUACAAGCUGAAGCAUUCCUACAGAUCGGGCCCUGCUUUCUGCAGACUAGCAUUACGAUGACUUCACUGGAGGAAAGGUAAUAAAUGCCUACCGAGGGCCCCAGGUGUAUACAAUGUAAAAUGCAACAAACGUUUCAGGGAGCCAGCUAAAAAAAAAAAAAAAUGGACUAGUUUCCUUCUACCAGUCCCCAGGGGCGGAGGGGGGGGCAGUUACAAAGAACCAGAUAUUCUUGGCACUGCUUUUUGUAUAACACUCAGUUCAAAGAAUGGAUCCCUUUUCAAAGGCUACUUUUAAUGGCGCAGACACUGUUCCUUCAUAGUGAGAGCGCAUAACUAGGAGUCAGGAAAGCUGAAUUUUCUUCAUGGCUUUGUACUUUCUUGCUGUGUGACUUUGGGUAAGUCACUGUCCUCUUGGGGCCUCCGUUUCCUUAUCUAUAAAAUGAAUUCUUUGAAAUGGUCUCUAAGGGUCCUAAAUCUGGCAUUCUGAGAUGAUUGUUUACACUGUCCUGUGGGAGCUGAUUCUUUUGGAAAGUAGCAUCCAGAUGGGUUCGGGGAAGGUGUCCGUCCCCGUCCAUUCCCCCCACCCCCACCUUGUUUUUUCUGGGCCUUAUUUUUUCCACGUUUUAACAUCGUGAGAAGUACGCAAAGCUCGGUUGGCCUCGUUUUUCUAUUCUGUGAGAUGAGGGAUUAGAUCAGAUGGCUUCUGUAGCCCUUUCGGCGCCAGCCUUGUCCACUUGGCACACAGUGUCCCCUGGCUUUUGAGACACCAGUUGGCCAUCUCAUGUUGCUGUGCUUUGCGAGCUGUCUUCCCUGCCUGCAACUUAGUGUGGGAAGCAGCACUCAUCACGCCUGUGUCUGCCCUCAGACUUGGCGAUCCUGGAGGUGGCUUGGGGCACACCUAGCUUCCUUUUGGGGACGGAAAAGUUUUGUGCCUCCUUCCAUUUUCUGGAGCAUUGCCAGUCUAAGGGCAUUGCCGUGUAGCUUCUCUUUCCUCCACAACGCUGCCGCAGACGCUCAGUUUAAGAUGCUGUUUUCAAACUCUCUUCCUGCUGCUUUUCUCAGUCACUGGCCAGGAACUCGCUUGCCCAAGGCUGCAAGCUCUCACCUGUAGCCUCCCUGCCAUUCUUCUUCGCUGAUUGGCAACCUUGAGAGUCCAAAGGAAACGGACCUCUGCGGUGGUCAGUUGAGGUUAUAGGAAACUAAGUCUGCGGCUCUUCUCUGCUGAUGGAAACAAAAGGGUGCCAAGCCAUGCCUACAAAGAUUUCGCCAAUAAAUCUCGUCUCUGGGCGUUGGAGCCCUGGAUUCUGGUGCUGUAGCUCCUGGUGCCAAAGUCUGGAUCUUUCCACAUUGCAGCAGCACCAACACCUGCCACCCCCUAGAAUGCUCUGUGGAAGAGGGGCAGCUGUGGUGCCCUCUUGCUGGGGGCUGCUGUCUUAAAAUCUUGAGUGCAAUAGGAUUUGAUUGUAACAGUUAUUUCAGGAUAAAUAUUGUGUUUCCUUAAUCUGCAUACUUUCUAGAACCAUUGUAAAAUAGAUUUUAUUUUUAAAUGUCCUCAGCAUUGCAGAAGAUUCCAUUUGUAAUAGUAAGUGAAGGCUAGAGGCUCAGUUCCUCUGGGUUUCAAGUGGCUGGCAAGGCUGGCUCUCAGAUUCCAAAGUUCAAAGGCACCUUUCUGAAAAGCAACCUCUGUGUGACCCUCUGGACCUCACCGUCAGGGGUCCUGGAGGAAACUUCCACAAAAAGGGGAGACCUGGUAAUUAAAUAGCUGUCCAAUCGACCAAAUAUGCCCACUGUCCCAGCCAACAGACCUGCUUUUAGGACAAGCUUCUGCCGUGGCGUGGCUCGAACCCCAGAUUUUACUGGCAGGUGGAUAGCUGUGGGCGGGUUCCCCACAAGCCUGGGGAGCCUGGCGCUCCAGAAAUGCGUGGUUGGAGAAAAGUAUUCGAGGUGGCUGAAGGCCAGAGGCCGGUCUCUCACCACUCUGGUACUAAAACCACCAGAGAAAGCUGCAGGGGUGGCCGGCAAAGAAGCCAUGGCUGUUUUCGCUAGGCAACGAAACAGCACGGGCUGAAGGGAUCUGCAGUGGGGCCCAGGACUCCAGCCUCCACCACGGGCAAGUCUGCACAUAAACCCUCCCCCCUCACUGGGUGUGGGCAGGGUCUCUGUUGAUCUUGGACCUGUCAUCCUGGGGCGGUUUUACUGCUUUACUUACAUUUUGUGGGUUAGUGCCAAGUGCCACCCCUUCCCAGUAAAGGAGCAGGGAUCCAGGCUCUGGGUCCCGAGCCGCCUCUGUUGACGUGGGGUCCGUUGUUACUCUGACAAGACUGCUUUGGAAGAGCUGCUUUUAGGGAUUAUCUUUUGACUACCCCGGGUGGGGCCCAGGGUUCUCCUCAAAGCCUCACAACCAAGAUCAUAGGAAAGGGGCCCGAUUUUCCUGCUGCUUCACAGCUCAGAACAUGUACUGAAUGGAAUGUAUUUUUAAGAGAAUAAAAAGUCUAUUUUUUUGUAUUUUAAAGAUUGGGAGGGCUGGGGAAGUAGCCCUCAAAAAACUUAAUGCAUCAGAGGCCCCUUUGCUGGGGGCUUUGUCUCUGUCAGUCCACAUCUGCUCAUUCAGGCAGGUGCUCUGCCCCCCCCCCCCCCCCCCCCCCCCCCC